Messenger RNA from Thermothielavioides terrestris NRRL 8126, 1136 nucleotides. RefSeq lists its product as uncharacterized. Gene Ontology annotation, molecular function: ubiquitin protein ligase activity. The record is from RefSeq and is a predicted model, not a curated record. Gene Ontology annotation, biological process: protein ubiquitination. Gene Ontology annotation, cellular component: cytoplasm. Bases 309 to 959 code for a protein of 216 amino acids. The transcript is spliced from 2 exons. NCBI's taxonomy places the organism in Eukaryota, Fungi, Ascomycota, Sordariomycetes, Sordariales, Chaetomiaceae.
CGAGCGGAACAGACGAAGCCCCUGAUGAAAGCGCGGAAGCCCCUGAGCGGACCUGCCCGAACCAGGGUGCUCCUGGCCUGGGCUUGGGUAGGGAGCGCACUGACCACCAACAUCUGGUAGUAAUCGAUAAGGCGGCUUGGCUGCUCCCCACGAUGCAAGCUCCGCGUCACCUCGAGUUUGCCUGCCCAAGACCCGACUGCUUUUAUUCGCACAGAUCGCUCGCCUUCGAUUUCCCCUAAUUGAGACCAUAGUAUGAGACUCAGAAUAUACACCGCCAUUUGACCAAGGUGUUACAACAAUUGCCCAACAUGGCGACUCAGUACGAAGUCGAGCACAACAUCAAACCCACCACUUCCACCACCCGCCGUCGGCGACAAGUAGACAUGUCAACAUUCACCGCCCACCUGCACACCCUCGACCCCGAAACCCCCUCCACCGCCUCGACCACCCAGCAACGACCACCGCACGAACCGCACAACAACCCGCACGCGGUGCCCAACCCGGCUGACACCGCGGCGCUCUUCCGCCUGCUGCAGGACCAGAUGGGCACGCUGGCGACGACGGCGCCGACGGAGAGCAACCGGGCCUUCCUGCAGUCGCUGGUGGAGGCGCUGGAGCUGGACGUGGCGCACCCACCGCGGCAGCUCGAGGGCGUGACGCAGGAGUUCCUCGACGGGCUGGACCGCGUGCCGCGCAGGGCGCUCAAGGACGACGACGCCUGCCCCAUCUGCGCCGAGCGCUUCCUGGACGACCCGUACCCCCUCGUCGUCGAGCUGCCCUGCCACGGGAGCCACCGGUUUGAUCUGGAGUGCGUCGGGCCCUGGCUGAGGGGGAAGGGGACGUGUCCGCUGUGUAGGAAGGAGUUGGGGAAGAGGAGGGAGGUUGUGCAAAGGGGUGGUGGUGGUGGUGGUGAGGGGGAGGAAGAGGAAGAGGAUGAUGUGAAUGGGUUGUAUGCGUGAAGGGGGAAUAGGGAGAACGGACUCAGGGGUGGAGCACGAGUGGGAAAUGGAGGGAGUAUGGGAAGUCACUGGGUGCUCAAGUGCCCGAAAUCUUCGGCCGCGCCAGCCGCUAAGUGGGCGGGAGCGCUUCUUCUGUGUUGCAAGCAAUGGUUUGGAUGCCUUGGCGUCGGGUUCAAC